AUGGGAGAUCACCUUGACCUUCUCAUAGGAGUGGUGCUCAUGGCCAGUCCUGUGUUUGGAAUUUCCUCCUGCUCCUUGGAUGGUCGGAUAGCCUUAUAUCGCUUCUGCAACCUCACCCAGGUCCCCCAGAUCCUCAACACCACCGACAGCCUCCUGCUAAGCUUCAACUAUAUCAGGACAAUCACUGCGACAUCAUUCCCAUUCCUGGAGCAGCUACAGCUGCUGGAGCUCGGGACCCAGUUUACCCCCUUGACUAUUGACAGAGAGGCCUUCAGAAACCUGCCUAAUCUUAGAAUCUUGGACCUGGGCAAAAGUCAGAUAGACUUCUUACAUCCAGAUGCUUUUCAGGGACUGUCUCAUCUGUUUGAACUUAGACUGUUUUCCUGUGGUCUCUCAGAUGCUGUAUUAAAAGAAGGCUAUUUCAGAAAUUUAAAGUCUUUAACUCGCUUGGAUCUAUCCAUAAAUCAGAUUGGUAGCCUUUACCUUCAUCUUUCAUUUCAGGAAUUGAAUUCCUUAAAAUCCAUAGAUCUUUCCCUCAACCAAAUAUUCACUGUAUGUGAGAGCGAUCUCAAGCCCCUCCAAGGGAAAAUGCUCUCCUUUUUUAGCCUCGCGGAUAACAGCCUGUACAGCAGAGUCCCGGUGGACUGGCAGAAAUGUAUGAACCCAUUCAGAAACAUGGUGCUGGAAACGCUAGAUGUUUCUGGCAACGGCUGGACAGUGGACAUCGCAGGAAACUUUAGCAAUGCCAUCAGUGGCAGCCAGACUUUCUCUCUGGUUCUUGCCCACCACGUUAUGGGUUCUGGAUUUGGCUUCCAUAACAUCAAAGAUCCUGACCAGAACACAUUUGCUGGCCUGGCCAGAAGCUCAGUGACACGCCUGGAUCUUUCUCAUGGGUUUAUCUUCUCCCUGAACUCCCGGCUCUUUGAGACACUCAAGGACUUGAAUGUUCUGAACCUCGCCCACAACAAGAUAAACAAGAUCGCAGAUGAAGCAUUUUAUGGACUCAGCAACCUCCAGAUUCUCAAUAUGUCAUAUAAUCUUCUGGGGGAACUUUAUAAUUCCAAUUUCUAUGGACUACCUAACAUAGCCUACGUUGACCUUCGAAAGAAUCACAUUGGGAUAAUUCAGGACCAAACAUUCAAAUUCCUGGAAAAAUUAAAUACCUUGGAUCUCCGGGACAAUGCUCUUAAAACCAUUUAUUUUAUUCCAAGCAUACCUAAUAUCUUCUUGGGUGGCAAUAAACUGGUGAUUUUGCCAAACAUCAGCCUUACAGCCAACUUCAUCCAGUUAUCAGAGAACAAGCUAGAGAAACUGGAUGAUCUCUACUUCCUUCUCCAGGUUCCUCAUCUCCAGAUUCUUAUUUUAAAUCAAAAUCGCUUUUCCUCCUGUAGUCGAAAUCAAAGUCAUACCCUUCCAGAGAAUCUCAGCUUGGAACAACUUUUCCUUGGAGAAAAUAUGUUGCAACUUGCCUGGGAAGCAGGGCUCUGUUGGGAUGUUUUUAAGGGGCUUUCCCAUCUCCAAGUUCUGUAUUUGAAUAAUAACUACCUUAAUUUCCUUCCACCUGGAGUGUUUAGUGAUCUGACUGCAUUAAGGGGACUUAGCCUCAACUCCAACAGGUUGACAGUUCUUUCUCCUGGCGAUUUACCUGCUAAUUUAGAAAUCUUGGAUGUAUCCAGAAACCAGCUCCUAUCUCCUGAUCCUAAGUUAUUUGUAUCACUUAGUGUCUUGGACAUAACUCAUAACAAGUUCGUUUGUGCGUGUGAACUUACCACUUUUAUCAAUUGGCUCAAUCAAACCAGUGUCACCAUAUUUGGGUCUCCCGCAGACAUAUACUGCACGUACCCUAACUCAUUCUUUGGGGUUUCCCUCUACUCUAUUUCCACAGAGGGUUGUGAUGAAGAGGAGGUCUUAAAGUCCCUAAGGUUUGCCCUUUUCAUCUUAUUCACUGUCACUUUGACUCUGUUCUUCAUGACUGUCCUUAUAGUCACGAAGUUCCGGGGCUUUUGUUUCAUCUGUUAUAAGACAGCACAGAGACUGGUGUUCAAGGACCAUUCCCAAAGAACAGAACCUGAUGCAUACAAAUAUGAUGCCUAUUUGUGCUUCAGUAGCAAAGACUUCGAAUGGGUACAGAAUGCUUUGCUCAAACACCUGGAUACCCAGUACAGUGAGCAAAACAGAUUUAAUCUGUGCUUUGAAGAAAGAGAUUUUGUCCCAGGGGAAAACCACAUCGCCAACAUCCAGGAUGCUGUCUGGAGCAGCAGAAAGAUUGUUUGUCUUGUGAGCAGACACUUCCUUAGAGAUGGCUGGUGCCUUGAAGCCUUCAGUUACGCUCAGAGCAGGUGCUUAUGUGACCUCAGCAGUGUCCUCAUCAUGGUGGUGGUCGGGUCCCUGUCCCAGUACCAGUUGAUGAAGCAUCAGUCCAUCAGAGGGUUUGUCCAGAAAUGGCAGUACUUGAGGUGGCCCGAGGAUCUCCAGGAUGUUGGCUGGUUUCUUAAUAAACUCUCUGAACAGAUACUAAAGAAAGAAAAAGAAAAGAAGAAAGGUAAUAACAUUGAGUUGCAAACUGUAGCAACCAUCACCUAG
Messenger RNA from Cynocephalus volans (Philippine flying lemur), 2583 nucleotides. RefSeq names its product toll like receptor 5 (gene TLR5). The transcript has a single exon. Gene Ontology annotation, molecular function: transmembrane signaling receptor activity; protein binding. Bases 1 to 2583 code for a protein of 860 amino acids. Gene Ontology annotation, cellular component: plasma membrane. Lineage: Eukaryota; Metazoa; Chordata; Mammalia; Dermoptera; Cynocephalidae. Gene Ontology annotation, biological process: toll-like receptor signaling pathway; inflammatory response; immune response. The record is from RefSeq and is a predicted model, not a curated record.